AUGAGGAUCAGGACCACACCGACCUUUGUCUCGGCCGCCCCCGAGGCCUUUGCCUGCGUUGGCAGCGUCCCCUUUCCCCUCCAGGCCGCCGAGCCGCUGCUAAUUCCCGGCGACGGCGAGCCCACGGCCGACUCAAUCUUCAGCGGCGUCACGACGUUUGCCCACCUGCCCUUUGGAGCCUGCUUCUCACCUUUGACUGGCUCAAUCCCCGACACAGACCUCGUCAAGCCCGGAAACACAUUUGACAUUGCGUUUGUGGGCACGCCCUUUGACACGGGCACCAGCUUCCGCCCGGGCGCCCGCUUCGGGCCCAAUGGCAUCCGCCAGGGCAGCCGGCGCCUCACUCUGUACGGCGGCUACAACGUUGCCCUCGACGUCAAUCCCUUCAAGGACUGGGCCCGCAUCGUGGACUGCGGCGACGUGCCCGUGACACCGUACGACAACAACAUGGCGAUCGAGCAGAUGACAAAGGGCCACAAAAAGCUCCUUCACACGGCUGCCAAGGCGACUACCAUAAAAGGACCCAGCGGCAAGACGCACACCAAGCCUCUCUACACCAAGACGGGCAAGGUGCACCCGCGCAUCAUCACCCUCGGCGGCGACCACACCAUCGUGCUGCCCAUUCUCCGCUCCAUCAACUCGGCCUACGGGCCUGUGUCCGUGAUCCACUUUGACUCGCACCUCGACACGUGGCAGCCGAGCGUCUUUGGCGCCGGUCGAAGCAAGACGGCCUCGAUCAAUCACGGGACCUACUUUUGGCACGCUGCUCGCGAGGGCCUCAUCCGCAACGGCAGUUCAGUGCAUGCCGGCAUCCGCACCACCCUCUCGGGCCCCAGCGACUACCGCGUCGACAAGGAGGCCGGCUUCCAGCUCAACGAGGCCCGCCUCAUCGACCAGAUCGGCACCCAGGGCAUCAUCGACAACAUUCGCAAGGCCGUCGAGGGCAACCCUGUCUACCUGUCGAUUGACAUCGACGUGCUGGAUCCCUCGGCAGCGCCUGCCACGGGCACCCCCGAGACGGGUGGUUGGUCCAGCCGAGAGCUCCGUACUAUCAUCCGCGGCCUCGAGGGGCUCGACAUUGUGGGUGCCGACCUCGUCGAGGUGAGCCCGCCGUACGACAACCAGGCCGAGGUGACGCAGCAGGUGGCCGCCGAUGUUCUGUACGAGGUCAUGUCGCUCAUGGUCAAGCGCGGGCCCCUCAUCGAUGUGUCUGAUUAG
Molecule: messenger RNA, 1218 nt
Organism: Acaromyces ingoldii
Lineage: Eukaryota; Fungi; Basidiomycota; Exobasidiomycetes; Exobasidiales; Cryptobasidiaceae
Product: Arginase/deacetylase
Exons: 3
Coding region: 1-1218 (405 amino acids)
Molecular function (GO): metal ion binding; agmatinase activity
Source: RefSeq, a predicted model, not a curated record